Messenger RNA from Ipomoea nil (Japanese morning glory), 2123 nucleotides. RefSeq lists its product as uncharacterized. The transcript is spliced from 3 exons. Lineage: Eukaryota; Viridiplantae; Streptophyta; Magnoliopsida; Solanales; Convolvulaceae. The record is from RefSeq and is a predicted model, not a curated record. Bases 393 to 1823 code for a protein of 476 amino acids.
CAGGCAGCAUUCACAAUUUCACACUGUAAAACUCUUUCUUGCUCACACCAGUCUUCUUCUUCUUCCUCGCUCUCUCUCUCGUAACCUGCAUUUUCUUCUCGAAUAUUCCUCUGCGAUUCAUAUCUUAGUUCGAUGAUUUUAGCUUCUGGAAAACCUAGAUUUUCCGUACAUUGCAUAGCCAUUGCAUCGACUUCCGCAUACUCGUUUUCGUGUUUUCUAUAUCUCUGAUUUUACGUGCGGUUUUUGUUUUUGGUUGGAUUUUUAGCUUUGAAUCUGUGGAUGGAAGUUUUUCCAUGACAACUCCUCAGUUACAUUGUUAUUGUUUCCCGCUCUGAGAGUGCAUUGUGUAUUGAGCUUGGUUAGGAUAUCUGUAACGUGUACUCAUAUAGGAAAUGGAGCGGAAGCAGGGCUUCUUCUCGGCGUUGAAGGAAUUUCGGGGAUUUUCUCCGGCGAGGUCGCGAGCAGCGAGUCCGGCGAGAAGCGGGUCGCCUAGGUCGGGUCUGCUUUGGAGGAGGAGGAGGAGUAUCAAUAGCAGCAGCCAUUUCGUUUCAAAUCCUGAGCUGUUAGUCUCUAGAUCGGGGAGUCUAAGGCAGCCCGGCGAGACCCUGACGCCGUUGAUGGAGGGUCCGGAUCCGGACGGGGACGUAACCGGGGAACCGAAGCGGGUCGGGUCAGGAAUCGGCCAGUGGGUGAAGGGACAGCUCACGCGAACUCCCUCCGUCGCCUUGAAUAGCUACGGCCGGAGGUCCGAUCUCCGACUGCUACUCGGGGUGAUGGGCGCCCCUCUCGCGCCGGUGCACGUUAGCACGUCCGACCCUCUGCCUCUUCUCAGCAUAAAGGACAUUCCUAUUGAAACUUCGUCUGCUCAGUACAUACUGCAGCAGUACAUUGCGGCUUCUGGAGGGCAGAAGCUCCAGAAUUCAGUUAAGAAUGCUUAUGCCAUGGGAAAGCUUAAGAUGUUGUCUUAUGAGAUUGAAACUCCUACGAAGAUAGUGAAGAGUAGGAAUGGUGCUAGGGCUCCCGAGUCCGGUGGGUUUGUCAUCUGGCAAAUGAAUCCUGACAUGUGGUACAUGGAGCUUGCUAUUGGAGGAAGCAAGAUUCAUGCAGGGUGUAAUGGCAAGAUUGUGUGGCGACAUACUCCAUGGCUUGGUGCUCAUCCUGCAAAAGGACCAGUUAGGCCACUGCGACGAGCCCUUCAGGGUCUGGAUCCAAAAGCAACUGCUACUAUGUUUGCCAAUGCUAGAUGCAUAGGAGAGAAGAAUAUCAAUGGCGAGGACUGCUUCAUCCUCAAGCUCUCUGCUGAUCCUCAGACAUUGAAGGCCAGGAGUGAAGGAUCUGCAGAGAUCAUAAGACAUGUCCUUUUUGGGUACUUCAGCCAGAAGUCUGGGCUCCUCAUACAUAUAGAAGAUUCUCAUCUUACCCGCAUCCAAUCUAAUGGCGAAGAUGCAGUGUAUUGGGAAACAACCAUAAGCUCUUUCCUAGACGAUUACCAUCCUGUUGAAGGAAUCAUGAUUGCUCACUCUGGGCGGUCUACUGUGACACUCUUCCGAUUUGGAGACAUGGCAAUGAGCCAUACCAAGACCAGCAUGGAAGAAGCUUGGACAAUUGAAGAGGUCGCCUUCAACAUUCCAGGCCUAUCAUUAGACUGUUUCAUCCCCCCUGCUGACUUGAGAUCAAGAUCUUUAAACGAAUCAUUUGAACUUCCUCAUAACGAAAGCGAUAAGAAUUCAAUUGCAAUUGCAGCUCACUGUGCCAAGGUUGCCGCGGUGGAGGAAACCUGUGAUGGCAGUGUUGAUAAUGUGAUGUUGAAGGUGAAACUAUAACCUAGUAGGAUCAAUGCUGUUUAUAUUGAUAUUGAUAGACAGGUUCUAAUUGACUAACCAGCAGAAGUUACAAUUAGGAGCAUAGUUGAAUGAGAACUUUAUUAUAAUAUGUAUCUCUGUAAAUAGAGCAUAAUUGUUCACAGACUCUUCCUUCCCUUACCCAAAAUUUUAUACCCUUCACAUAGAAUCAUCAAAGGGAUUGAUUGUAGCACAAGCCUUCUAAGGCCAUAGGAACUUCCAAGUUUAGUUCUGUCUAGUUUACCUUCUGUGACCCAAGAAAGAUGAGACUAUUACCAUUUA